AUGACCCUGGAGCGUCAUCUCAGCUCCAGGGUCGGGGGUUCUGUGCAGGGGAAGCGGGUGUCCCUGCGCAGUGGCUCGCUGACGGUGCUCAUCCGAGGCUUCGUGGCGGACGUGGGCUGCGAGCUGCUCUACGGGAACGAUGAGCCGGGGCCCGUGGAGGCCGUGUUCGUGUUCCCUGUGGAUGCCGAGGCGGCUGUCUACGCCUUCCAGGCCCGCCUGGGGGGCGCCUGCAUCGAGGCCCAGCUCCGCGAGAAGAAACAGGCACAAGAGCUGUACGGAGAUGUGCUGGCCGGGGGGCAGAGCUCGUUCUUGCUGCAGCAGGAGGGGGCCGGGGGCGACGUUUUCAGCUGCUCCCUGGGUAACCUGCCCCCUGGGGAGGAGGCGGAGCUGACCCUGCUAGUCUGCGAGCUGCCGCUGGAGCCCGAUGGAGCCACCCGCUACGUGUUGCCAGCUGUGCUGUGCCCCCGCUACACGCCCCAUGGGUGGGAUGGGGAGGACGUCACCCAGGGGGUCCCGCGAGUCCCCCAGGGGGAGCUGCCCUAUACCCUGAGCCUGAGCGCCACGCUGCAGUCGCCCCACAGCAUCGACCGUGUGCUCUCCAACUGCUCUCUCACCCCCCUGAGCUACACGGCUGGGAACCGGACCACCGCCCAGGUGUCUCUGGCUGAGGCCCCCCCGUGGGACCGAGACGUGGAGCUGCUGGUGUAUUACGCGGAGUCGCACAAACCCAGCGCGGUGCUGGAGGUCGGGUUGCCCGGAGCAGAGCCAGGCUCCCUGAUGGGCGACCCGGCCGUAAUGGUGACCCUGCUGCCCAGCCUGCCCGAGGCAGUGCCAGGCCAGAGCUCGGUCGGGGAGUUCAUCUUCCUGCUGGACCGCUCCGGCAGCAUGGAGUGCUCCAUGGAUGGCCGAGACCGCUCCCCCCAGCGCAUCGACAGCGCCAAGGAGACCCUGAUCCUGCUGUUGAAGAGUUUGCCCCUGGGCUGUUAUUUCAACAUCUACGGCUUUGGGUCUCGGUUCGAGUCCUUCUACCCGCAGAGCGUGGGAUACACCCAACAGACCAUGGCCGAGUCCCUGCAGCGCGUCCAGCAGCUCCAGGCUGACCUGGGGGGCACCGAGAUCUUGGCGCCGCUACGAGCCAUUUACCGCAGCCCCUGCCGGGACGGGCACCCGCACCAGGAUGUUUUAUGCAUCACCUCCCAGAUCCAGUCCCUCUGUUUCGACGGGUUCCAAGAGCUCUCCGAUGUGGCCAUGGACUGUGCCACGGACUGCGACUUUGACGACAGCUCGGAUGUGCCAGAGUGGGCACUGGAGGAGUCUCCCCUACUAAGGCUGGUGUCUCUGCAGAAUGCUGAUGGCUCGUGGGACCUGGACCCCCGGCUGGCCGCCUCGCUGGGGGUGAGCGAGACCGAUGCCAGGGGGAGGAUGCCCAGUAAGGACGUAGCCCCAGGCGUCUGGGCCACGGUGCUGGCUGUGGUCUGGCUGCACGGCCAGGCCGCGGGGCAGCGCAACGAGUGGGAGCUGCUGGAGGCCAAGGCUGUGGGCUGGGUGUGGGGCCGAGCAGGGCCCCAGCUGAGCGAAUGCCUGGAAGCCGCCAACGCCCUGCUGGGCUGCAGCGUUGGCCCUGCUAUCUUCAGACUCUGAGCCCCUCCGGAUUCCUCUACCCUCCCUCUCUCG
Messenger RNA from Malaclemys terrapin pileata, 1674 nucleotides. Its product is annotated as von Willebrand factor A domain-containing protein 5A-like. The record is from RefSeq and is a predicted model, not a curated record. NCBI's taxonomy places the organism in Eukaryota, Metazoa, Chordata, Testudines, Emydidae.